Molecule: messenger RNA, 1197 nt
Organism: Dendrobium catenatum
Lineage: Eukaryota; Viridiplantae; Streptophyta; Magnoliopsida; Asparagales; Orchidaceae
Product: pentatricopeptide repeat-containing protein At1g08070, chloroplastic-like
Exons: 1
Coding region: 1-1197 (398 amino acids)
Biological process (GO): RNA modification
Cellular component (GO): intracellular membrane-bounded organelle
Molecular function (GO): protein binding; RNA binding
Source: RefSeq, a predicted model, not a curated record
AUGGUGUCCGAUGAAAUGCCUGUGAGAGAUGUUGUUUCUUGGAGCACCAUGAUUAGGAGCUAUGGGAGGAGUGGCUUGUUUCUAGAAGCGGUGGGAUUGAUGAUAGAGAUGAUGUUGUUUGGGGUGAACCCAAGUGAAGUUGCUUUGAUCAACAUGAUCAAUGUUCUUGCAGAUGCAGCGGAAUUGGACAUGGGUCGGCAGGUUCAUGCUCUAAUGAUGAAGAAAAGCGAGUUCUGUCAGCCGGAUCUAAAUGUUUUCACAGCACUGAUAGACAUGUAUGUGAAGUGUGGAUGCUUAGAUAUGGCGAGAAAAGUAUUUGACCGGAUGGAUAAUAGGAGCAUUGCGUCAUGGACUGCGAUGAUCAAUGGCUAUGCUCGAUUUGGAGAUUUUUGCAUUGCUAUGGAGCUUCUUGGGAAAAUGCUGCAAAAUAAUGUGAAACCAAAUGAGAUUACAGUGCUAAGCUUAGUCUUAAAUUGUGGGCUUUAUAAGAAAAUCGGAUUGGGAAAGUCGCUUCACGCUUACAUGCUUAGACAGAGGUUGGAGAUGCCAGUUGCAUUGGUCAGUGCAUUGUUAGGCAUGUACAGCAAAUGUGGCGAUAAUAAGAGUGCAAGAACUCUUUUUGAUAGGAUGAGUGAGAAGGAUGUCAUGUCAUGGAGUGUUAUAAUCUCUGGUUACUCACAAACCAACUGCUUUGAUGAGGCAUUUGACUUAUUUGGUAAAAUGAAGUAUUUUGGUGUAAAUCCAAAUGAAAUUACGAUGGUGAACCUCCUAUCGUUGUGUGCUGAGGCAGGAGCGCUCGAUCAAGGGAGAUGGGUUCAUUCUUUCGUUGAACAACAAGGGAUUGAAAUGGAUAUUGAUCUUGCCACUUCUUUAGUGGAUAUGUAUGGUAAGUGUGGAGAGAUAGAGGAAGCAUACAAGGUAUUUAAUGGCACUGGUAAAAGAGAUGUUUGCAUGUGGAAUGCCAUGUUGAAUGGUCUUGCUAUGAACAGCCAUGGGAAUGAAGCAAUCAGAUUUUUUUCUCAGAUGGAGGUUACAAAGAUUAGACCAAAUGACAUAUCUUUUGUAGGAAUAUUGAAAGCUUGCAUCCAUACAGGAUUGGUGUUAGAAGGAAAAAAAUUCUUCAAUCGAAUGAUAAAUAAAUAUGGAUUGGUUCCAAGAGUGGAGCACUAUGGAUGCAUGGUGGAUCUCCUCGGAUGA